AAUUCCAUUGACCCCAAAAGCCUUUCCAACAAACUAUAGAAGGAAAAAAAAUUCUCAUAAAAUACUACUAUAGCAAAAAUGGCAAUGUUUUCUGAGCUUUGUUUUCCUCUUUUUCUUCUUAUUCUUCUACCAAACACAGCCUUAUCACAAACAACCAACAACAUAACAGUAGGCACAACACUCACAGCAACAGACAACUCAUCACCAUGGCUCUCACCCUCAACCGAAUUCGCAUUUGGUUUUCAAAAGAUCAAAAACCAAAACGAUCACUUUUUGCUCUCUAUAUGGUAUGCAAACAUACCAGACAAAACAAUUGUCUGGUAUGCUUUUAAAACAAACUCCUCGGCUGUAGUGCCGAGGGGGUCCCAGGUCAACCUGACAGCUGACCGGGGACUUGUAUUGGUUGAUCCUCAAGGAAAAGAGGUAUGGAGUUCGGAGAUAGUAAGCGGAGAAGCUUCUCACGCUGUUAUGCAAGACGAAGGAAACUUUGUGAUCUUCGGGUCUGAAAAGCUUUGGGAGAGCUUUGAUCACCCGAGUGAUACGCUUUUGCCCGGUCAGAGUUUGAGCCGCGGAGAGGGGCUUUUGAGUCGUUGGAGGGAGAAUGUGUUUUCGAAAGGGAGAUUUGAGUUGAAGUUGCAGCAAGAUGGAAAUUUGGUGUUGUAUUCUGUGAAUUUACCUACUCGAAAUGAUAAUAGGCCUUAUUAUGCUAGUAAUACUGAUGAAGGGAGUAACUCUUCCACUGCUGGAAACCAGUUGGUGUUCAAUGAGACAGGCAAUCUAUAUCUCUUGAGAGUAAAUAAUCGAAGAUUAAAUGUAGGUAGUGAGAACUUGGUCUCAGUCUCAGCAACAGACAACUAUAUAAGAGUUACUCUUGAGUUUGAUGGUGUUUUCACUAAAUAUUAUCUUCCCAAGAGAUCCAAUAGGGAUGGGAAAUGGACUGUUCUUUGGUCCAUACCCGAAAACAUAUGCCACGACUCUAUUCUCCCAUCCGGUGAUGGUGUUUGUGGACACAAUAGUAUUUGUACUCUCAAUGAAGAUUCAAGACCAACAUGUCAAUGCCCAAAAAAGUACUCUUUUGUUGAUCCCAAUGAUGAAUAUGGAAGCUGCAAACCCGAUUUCAUUCAAGGCUGCGCUGAAGACGAGCUUACUCACAAGCUUAAUCCCAACAUAGAAGAUCUCUAUGAUGUUGAGGAGCUUCCCAAUGUAGAUUGGCCCUUAUCAGCUUAUGUGGCAUUGAGGCCUAUUAAUGGAGACGAUUGCAAAGAUUCUUGCUUGAAAGAUUGUUUGUGUGCUGUUUCUAUCUUUAGAGAAGGAUCAUGUUGGAAGAAGAAGCUCCCUCUCUCGAAUGGCAUGUUCGACGCAAGUCUUAACUCAAGGGCGUUUAUCAAAAUUCUUAAAGACAAUAUCACCUUAGAUGGAAUUCCUUAUGUAGAAGAAGAGAAGAGGAAAAAACAAGACAAGUUGAUCAGAGUUGGUGCAGCUCUUUUGGGUACAUCGGUUUUGGUGUUGGCAGCCACAGUUUGUGUAGGAUUCUUCUUCAUACGCAAAAAGAAGAGUAGUAGAAGUAAAAAGAUUUCAUCCCCAAAAAACAUACCUGACUUCAAUUUGCGUAGCUUCACUUAUGAAGAGCUUGAGAAAGCCACAAAUGAGUUUAGAGAUGAGUUGGGAAGAGGAGCUUUCGGAACUGUUUAUAAAGGGAUAUUGGAUAUGGAUUCAAGUGUCAUUGUAAUAGCAGUUAAGAAGCUAAAUUUUUUGGUAGCUGAGACUGAGAAAGAGUUCAAAAAUGAAGUCAAUGUAAUAGCUCAAACACAUCACAAGAAUCUUGUUCGGUUACUUGGUUACUGCAAUGAUGGACAGAAUCGUUUGCUGGUGUAUGAGUACCUGCAAAAUGGGACACUGGCAAAAUUUGCAUUUGGAGACUUAAAACCGAAUUGGAAGCAAAGAGUUGGAAUCGCUUUAGACAUAGCGAAAGGACUAUUGUAUUUACAUGAGGAGUGCAAUACACAGAUCAUCCAUUGCGAUAUAAAGCCUCAGAACAUACUUCUUGAUGAGUACAACAAUGCCAAGAUAUCAGAUUUCGGUUUGGCUAAGCCUUUGAUGAUGAAUCAAAGCCAAACAAACACAGCCAUUAGAGGAACAAAAGGGUAUGUUGCACCUGAAUGGUUUAGGAGUAUGCCCAUUACUUCGAAAGUCGAUGUGUAUAGCUUUGGAGUUGUACUACUUGAGAUUGUUUGUUGUAGAAAAAAUGUUGAUAUGGAGAUUGGUGAGGAAGGGAAAGAGAUCUUGACAGAUUGGGCUUAUGAUUGCUUCACAGAAGGGUCAUUAGAUAUGCUUGUUGAUUAUGAAGUUGAUGCUUUAAAUGAUAGGAAGAAGUUGGAGAGUUAUGUGAAGGUGUCAAUGUGGUGUAUUCAAGAGAAUCCAUGUCUUAGGCCUAAUAUGAGGAAGGUUGUUCAAAUGCUUGAAGGAGUUGUUGAAGUAGAAGAUCCACCUUCUCCAUUGCCUUAUUCCAUUACCACUACAAUUUGAAGCAAUCUCUCUUUUUUAGUCAAUUAAUGUAUUGUUAAUUGUAAUGAUUAUCUGACUAAAGAUGGUUUGGUAUUUUUAGAAAAUAACUAUAGUAACUAGUUGGUGAAACUAUCUUCUGCCUAGUAUACUUCAAGAUACAAAGAUGGCAGUCCACUAUAAAAGCAUAGAAUUGGCCACAUCGAUUAUCAUUACAAUAUGUAGGCUUUUAUGAGUAUUUUUAUUGUGCAUUAAUGGUAUCAAUCACAUUCAACACGUGUUAUCUUGCAA
Messenger RNA from Cannabis sativa, 2793 nucleotides. Its product is annotated as G-type lectin S-receptor-like serine/threonine-protein kinase RLK1. The record is from RefSeq and is a predicted model, not a curated record. NCBI's taxonomy places the organism in Eukaryota, Viridiplantae, Streptophyta, Magnoliopsida, Rosales, Cannabaceae. Gene Ontology annotation, molecular function: protein serine/threonine kinase activity; ATP binding. Gene Ontology annotation, biological process: protein phosphorylation. The coding region runs from base 79 to 2526 and encodes 815 amino acids. The transcript has 2 exons.